Molecule: messenger RNA, 2853 nt
Organism: Cydia splendana
Lineage: Eukaryota; Metazoa; Arthropoda; Insecta; Lepidoptera; Tortricidae
Gene: nvy
Product: protein CBFA2T3
Exons: 13
Coding region: 383-2398 (671 amino acids)
Biological process (GO): negative regulation of DNA-templated transcription; DNA-templated transcription
Cellular component (GO): nucleus
Molecular function (GO): transcription corepressor activity
Source: RefSeq, a predicted model, not a curated record
GGCCAUAUUUAACGCCAUAAACCCUUUUUGUUGAAAAACAUAGUUAAACACAUAAAAGCGUUAAGUUUACACGCGCGCUAAACUCUAAAAUCUAUAAAUUAAACGCUCUAGGCUGGCCAAACAGUUUCCAUUUAAGAAAGACGGUUUUCCGUACCACCGCCCGGCGCCCAUGCCGCCCUCAGUUUCUCGCGGAGCGGGCUUUAGGACGCACGCGGCCAUUCUCGAACGUCCCAACAUCUCGUUCGAAAAAGAAUUAAAAAAGGUUUAUGAUCAUUAACUUUUUUUUGCGUGUUUGAGUAGACAGUUUUCCACGGACUGUAACGUUUGUGAGCGUGAUUGUGAAGUGACUUAACAGGAGCUGUCAGCUGUCAAAAACGACGAGAUGGAGGCGAAGGUGAAGGAGGAGGUCCCUGACAAGGACUACCAGCCCUCCACCACCGAGAGGAGAAAACCACCAGCAGGCAAGGAGCACCGCUCCCCAGAACAGGAGGAGAGCCGGUCUUCCCCCACCCCAGGUCCCCCCAGUCCACAAAACAACGGCACAGCAGCCCUAUCUUCCACGGAAUCCCUCUCCCCACCGCUGGGCGAAGCGCGAGCACCGGCGUUACUCCGUCUCCGGCGCUUCCUAUCGGCGUUGCUGCAGUUCGCCAGCGACGUCGGCGCCGACACCGCCGAGCGCGUCAAACACCUCAUAUACAACCUCGCGUCUGGCACGAUCUCGAUUGAGGAGUUCCAAACAGGCGUGCAAGAGUGCACCAACUACCCCCUCCGGGCUUCAGUUCCAGGGUUCCUCCGUGCCCUACUACCAGCAGCUCAGAGAGACCUGCACGCCAGGGCCAGGAGGGCUAAACAGGUACGAACACGAUCGAGGAGUUCCAAACAGGCGUGCAAGAGUGCACCAACUACCCCCUCCGGGCUUCAGUUCCAGGGUUCCUCCGUGCCCUACUACCAGCAGCUCAGAGAGACCUGCACGCCAGGGCCAGGAGGGCUAAACAGGUACGAACACGAUCGAGGAGUUCCAAACAGGCGUGCAAGAGUGCACCAACUACCCCCUCCGGGCUUCAGUUCCAGGGUUCCUCCGUGCCCUACUACCAGCAGCUCAGAGAGACCUGCACGCCAGGGCCAGGAGGGUACGAACACGAUCGAGGAGUUCCAAACAGCCGUGCAAGAGUGCAUCAACUACCCCCUCCGGGCUUCAGUUCCAGGGUUCCUCCGAGCCUUACUACCAGCAGCUCAGAGAGACCUGCACGCCAGGGCCAGGAGGGCUAAACAGACCCCCCUGCAAUACGUGCGCGCCCACGAACACCUAAUCCUAGAGUCGGGCGGCGACGGUGGCGACAUCUUCGCUCAGCCCGGGGAUUCCCUCAAACGACGCGCCAGCGACCCGUUCUACGAACAAACCAACGGUUCGGAAGACUUCCCCCCGCACGCGAAGCGCCCUCCCCCCUCCAGCCUGUUCCUCAAUCCCUCCCCCUUCUUGUAUCCCCUCCCGAGCAACGCAAGCCUGUUCGACUACGGGCACUACCAUGGGUACCAUGGCGGGCAAGAAGGGGGGUUUGAGAGGAGAGAUGGCGGCAUCAGCGUCCGCGACGUGUCCUCAAUGAACGCGUCGUUCCCGGAGCGACUUAACCCUUCGCUGCUCAAGUCGGACGACGAGUGGAAGAACAUCAACACUAUGCUCAACUGCAUACUCAGCAUGGUCGAGAAGACGAAGCGAGCUCUGGCUAUACUGCAGCAGAGAGGAGUGGAGCCCACAGAAAGCAAUGAUAUCAAACGGGCGGCCAGCGAGAUCAUGGCACAAGCAGUCAGACAGACAGAAGAACGGGUAGCCGAGGUACGGCGGCGGGCAGAGGAUGCUGUGAACCAAGUGAAGCGGCAAGCGUUGGUGGAGCUCCAAAGAGCAGUGGGAGCGGCCGAGGCGCGCGCUCUGGAGCUGGUGGCGAAUGAGCGCAAGGAGCGCCGCAGCCCCGCGCCUGCGCCCAGCCCGCCCCAGCAGAACUGCUGCUGGAACUGCGGUCGCAAAGCGCAGGAGACCUGCUCAGGGUGCAACUCAGCGCGGUACUGCGGCGCCUUCUGCCAGCAUAAGGACUGGGAGAGCCAUCAUCAGGUCUGCGCCGGCCGGGAUCAAAAGCCCACCGCACUCCGCACCUCACCACCAGCCACGCAGCCCACUCUCCCCAACAUGCCCACUCUACCCACCUUGCCCACUCUGCCCAGCCUGCCCAAGCCCACACGGGCCCCAACCCCGGAUAACCGACUAUCCCUAACUACCCUUAACUCUGCCGACCGACUGCAUACGAAUCAGGAUAGGAGCCUAUCUUCCACAAGUAACGAUAGGAUUGCGCUUGCAACUCUGUCUACUGCACAGGGCAUUAUAUCAGGCAUUGGGAAGAAAUGACGCCCUAAUAAGGAGGUCAAAAUGCCGAGAAAGGUUAGGAGGUAAAUUGAAGUAUACGGUUCUUGAGUUAAUCAAUCUUUUACUGAUUGAAGGAAAAAUGUAGGUUUUUACAGUUCUAUUUUAACAAGAGAUUUCAUUGAUCGACGCUGGUCAUGAUUUGUUGAUGUAAAGUGUCAUUCUAUGGAACUUGCUAACUAUGUAAACAAACCGCCAUAUUGAAAUUCAAAGAAUGAUGAAUUUACUAGUGACUUUUGUUUACAUAGUUAGCAAAUUCCAUAGAAUGACACUUUAUCGUAUUAUUCCUACGGUAUAGUGCGACAUGAAAUUGUAGAAAUUAGAUAAAAUGGGACUAAAAAAAUUCCAUAGUAAAUUGUUGCCAUGUUUAAGCAUUUUACGUCAAAAAUGUUACAGUUACGUAGGAAGUGGCGCCCUCAAUAAUUUUCUACAAUUUUUUU